Molecule: messenger RNA, 1662 nt
Organism: Ceratotherium simum simum (southern white rhinoceros)
Lineage: Eukaryota; Metazoa; Chordata; Mammalia; Perissodactyla; Rhinocerotidae
Source: RefSeq, a predicted model, not a curated record
AUGUCACAGAUGUUCCAGAGAUUCCGAGUGGACGUGUCCAGUCGGCAGUUGGACCUACAGAUCUGGAGUUCAGUGGAGGUGUCCAGAACAAGAAGCUGCUCAUGGACUGAACUGUCCCCGUUUUUACAGGGCCAUGUGGUCUUUGAGGACGUGACUAUAUAUUUCUCCCAGGAGGAGUGGGGCCUCCUUGUUGAGGCUCAGAGAAGCUUGUACCUUGAUGUGAUGCUGGAGAACUUUACACUUUUGUCCUCCAUAGGUUGUUGGCAUGGAGCCCGGGAUGAAGAGGCACCUUCAGAGCAAGGUGUUUCUGUAGGAGUGUCACAGGUCAGGACUCCAAAGCCAGGUCUGUCCAUCCAGAAGGCCCAUUCUUGUGAGAUGUGUGGCACACUCUUGAAAGACAUUUUGUGCCUGGCUGAGCACGAUGGAAUACACCCCAAGCAAGAGAUGUAUGGAUAUGUGGCAAAUCUUUCCCAGUACCAAAAGGAGCAGAGUAGAAAGAAACUAUCCAGAUGGGAUGAGGGGAGGCCUUCAUUUGUGAAGAAGUGCAGUGUUCACAUGACAGGGAGGACCUUCAAGUGCAAUGAAUGUGGGAAAGCCUUUCGCCACAAACAUAUACUUGUUGAGCACCAGAAAAUCCACACUGGAGAAAGGCCUUAUAAGUGCAGCAAAUGUGGCAGGACCUUUAUUAUAAGCUCCACACUUGAGAGACAUCAGAAAGCUCACACUGGAGAAAGGCCUUAUGACUGCAGCAUAUGUGGUAGACUCUUUAGCCAAAACUCCCACCUCAUUCAGCACCAAAAUGUUCACACCAGAGAAAAAACUUAUCAAUGUAGUGAAUGUGGGAAAUUCUUUAUGGACAGGUCUACAGUCAUUAUUCAUCAGAGAGUUCACACUGGAGGAAAGCCUUAUAAGUGCAGUGAAUGUGGGAAAGUCUUUAGAUACAACUCCAGCCUCAGUAAACAUCAGAGAAUUCACACUGGGGAAAAGCCAUAUAAAUGCAGCGAAUGUGGGAAAUUCUUUAGGUAUAGCUCUACACUUGAGAAACAUCAGAAAGCUCACACUGGAGAGAGGCCUUAUGAGUGCAAUGAAUGUGGGAAACUCUUUAGGCACAACUCAAAUCACAUUAGACAUAGGAGAAAUCAUACUGGAGAAAGGCCUUAUGAGUGCAGCGUAUGUGGUAGACUCUUUAGCCAAAACUCCCACCUUAUUCGGCACCAGAAUGUUCACACUAAAGAAAAAACUUAUGGAUGUAGUGAAUGUGGGAAAUUCUUUAUGGACAGGUCCACACUCAUCAUUCAUCAGAGGGUUCACACUGGAGAAAAGCCUUAUGAGUGCAGUGAGUGUGGGAAAGUCUUUAGAUACUACUCCAGCCUCAGUAAACAUCGGAGAAUUCACACUGGGGAAAAGCCUUAUGAGUGCGUCAACUGUGGGAGAGGCUUUAGCCAAAACUCCCACCUCAUUAGUGCUGGCGGGACACUACAGGAGAUCCGGAGCGCCUCGGGUUGCCGGGGCCGGUGGCGCUGUGGGAACUACAUUACCCGGAAGGCACUGCGGCGUGCGUCGGCAGCGCUGGGCCAAGGAAGGCUCGGGAGAGGCGUCUCCGUGCGAGCGGACGGCGUCUGGGCGGGCCUUCCGGCAUCGUCCUUGGGCGACAUUUUGUAA